Temnothorax curvispinosus is the source of this 4807-nucleotide messenger RNA. Its product is annotated as LIM domain only protein 3-like. Gene Ontology annotation, biological process: positive regulation of transcription by RNA polymerase II. The coding region runs from base 683 to 1429 and encodes 248 amino acids. The transcript is spliced from 5 exons. Gene Ontology annotation, cellular component: nucleus. NCBI's taxonomy places the organism in Eukaryota, Metazoa, Arthropoda, Insecta, Hymenoptera, Formicidae. Gene Ontology annotation, molecular function: transcription coactivator activity; DNA-binding transcription factor binding. The record is from RefSeq and is a predicted model, not a curated record.
GCCGUCGCGUACGGACGUGCGGGCGGACCGACGAACGAACGAACGAACGACGACAAACACAAACGGACGGAUAGACGACGAGCGGAACGAGUGUGAGUCGCCGCCGAUCGGCCAGCGCGGUUGCGCGCAGCUACGCUGAAACGGCCGCGGCGAGGGGUACCGCUUCCGCUUCUCAGUGCACGACUUGACGCAACGGUGAACGACACGGGGGGCGAUCUGCGAUCGACACACGCGCGCGCCCGCGCGCGUACGCUAAGGAAGUAAUCUGGCAUCCCCGUGAAGAAGAGUGUUCGCGCGCGCGAGGACGAGCGGCAUCGAGAGUCUCGGCGGCACGCGUGCAACGGAUCGAUCGCUCGUGACACAUCGAGCCCACCGAGUUGUGAGAGAUUCCGGAUAUCGGGAAUCUUGUUCUUGUGUGAAACGUUACUCUCCGUCUCUCUUAUUCUCACGAGUCUCGUACCUCUUUCUCUCUCCGUCUCUCUCUCAUCUUCCUUACAACGAGCCCCAACGACAAAGACAACAAGGAAAACGCCGACGACGGGCCCGUGCCCCAUGAGUGCUCCGAACUGCGACGUCGCAUCGCUCCGAGUGGACGACUACCCGUCGCGAGGAUUUCUCCGCGCGGAUCAUCGGCCGGCGGCCUUCUCGCCCUCCCAUUGACGGCGCCGUAGUUGAGAUCACGAUGACUAUGGACGUGAGCAAAUCCGAGACGAAUAAAAAUGGUUCGACGCAGCAGGAGUGCGCCGGCUGCGGGAAGACAAUUACGGAGAGGUACCUCCUCAAGGCCCUGGACCUCUACUGGCACGAGGACUGCCUCAAGUGCGGAUGCUGCGACUGUAGGUUAGGCGAGGUCGGCUCUACCCUCUACACCAAAGCUAAUCUUAUCCUCUGUAAGAGGGACUACCUCAGGCUCUUCGGGAACACGGGAUGCUGCGCGGCAUGUAAUAAGCAAAUACCGGCGUUCGAGAUGGUCAUGAGGGCCAGAACGAACGUCUAUCAUCUCGACUGUUUCGCCUGCCAGCAGUGCACUCAUCGGUUUUGCGUAGGCGAUCGGUUUUACUUGUGCGAGAACAAGAUUCUCUGCGAGUACGACUACGAGGAGAGGCUAGCGUUCGCUAAUAUGGCGUUACAGUCACCCGCCUCAUUAGCAUACAUCAAAAGGCAACUCCCUCCUACACCAACGCCACCGGGCCAGAACAUGCACCCGGGACACAAUCCGCUCCAAGCUCAUCAAGGUCUUGGGCAGUCGGUAGCUCAGCACAAUCAUGUGCCCAACGGUCAAAUGUCAGGCGGCACGCCGACGAUGAACGGGACGACUGGGGUCGGCGGACCGAGGGCGCCGGGUGAUAUGAACAACAACGGUCUGUCCGGGCCCGCCCUCGGGCCCGUGAAGCCACCCCCGAUGUCCAUGCAGGCGCCAACCAGCUGAAACGAGGCUUCGCCGCCUCUGAAGAAGCUCAGGUGUCUCAGCGGUUACUAAAGCCGACGGGGGUUCUCUUCGCUCGUGGAAUGUAAUCGUGGAUUGCGGGCAGCGAGAAAGGGGGAGAAAGGUAUACGUUGCACCGCUGAGAAUGACGAGAUGGACAAAAAAGGGGUGGAUGGGUGGACGACAGAGAGAACGGGCGAGAUGUAGACGGGGGGAGGGGGAGGAAACGUCAAACGCGCGAAGAAUUGGGACUCCGAAGUGGAAUCCGAGGCUUCGAGGACAAAGUGACGAGUCUGGAGAUUGGAAUCACUGUGAUCGUGGAAAAUGGACACAAAUUUAACGGAAGAUAAUGUUAAUACAGUGUAGGACACGUGUGUGGCGUGAGCUGGAGCCCGGCACACCGUAUUUACCGCAGGCAUACAGGUACAUACAGAUACGUACACUAAUACACGAGCAUAGACACACAUACACACUCCUCCCGGGCAACGCAAACGUUUAAAUGACGUCGUAAAAUUCUCCAGACGUUCUUCAGGCAUCUCUCAGACUUUUGCGUUGUUUGCUGAUGCACGUACGCGUCUUGUAAGAUACGAUACGACACCCGACACACACACAAUGAUAAAUUAGAUAAUUCGUGUAAGAUAUAUUUCUCUAGCGUGAUGGGAGCGAAUGUGGUUCCGCGCGAGAGUGCGAAAAUUACAUGCGCGUGUGUAUGUGCGUGCGUGCGUGCGGCGGAGUCGCCUGUAAAUAUAUAUGUGUCGUAUUCGACUCCGCGAGAGUGAGAGAGGACGAAACAAUUACCACAGUAUACGCACGCCCAUCGAGAUGACUCUUGUCCCGCUCGUGAUACCGCCGUCGUCCACGCGUAAGGACGUAUAAGGAACGCCGGAUUUGAAAGGAGAGGGAACCUUAGCGAGAGCGAAGGAGACGCGAGGGGUUCUGUAACACGUGCCAUAGUCCCACGAUCUCCCGUUUUACAGCCGGCCGAGCGCGGGCAGCCACGAAAGGGAAAGGAAGCAAGACGACAUGACAGUCAUCUUAUAUUUCGAAAUUGGAUAAUCGGGGGAGCGCGAUAACACCCGAUUCUUUUCGGGAUAUAUUCGGGUCUGAAAAAUUAAUGUCCUAAAUUUUCUGUCGCCUCAUAGCACCGGUUGAAUUCUUCUUCGUGGCCCUUCUAGUCUCCUGAAAUUUCUGUUAUAUGUGUUACACGUCGCGAGUCAGACGCGCGAUCGGCUCACGCGACAGCCGAUACCAAAGAUUAAUUAACGACAUUAGGUUAAGAACCCCUCGGAACGAGCGCCGCGGAAAGAUUCAGUUUUAGACAGCCCGACGCAUCACGACGAAUUAUUUUUCGUAAGCUUCAUCCGUCGGCGAGUCUUCGCGACGGUGAAGAGCAGCGGCGGAUUAUCGCUUAGGGGCCUCCGAAACUUAACUUCGAGCGGUUUCGCAAAACGAUAAAGCAUAUUACUCUCAAACAUUUUACUAACUUUCAUUCACUAACUUUCGUUCGUUGACAAUGCUAUUUUUAUCAUAAUUUUAAAUUUUCAUUGACGAUAGCGAAAUAGAGGGAUUUAAAGUGAUUUACUGGCUGAGGGCUUUUAAGUAUUCCAUAAUCCGCCACUGUCCGAGAGUCGCGAGCUCCCAUCGGAGCAGAGUGAGGGACUUAGUCACUUAGCUUUAACGCUUUAAUGCCAAAAAUACAGGCGGCGCUUAUCUAUACCAAACGCCAAACGGCAUACAUUCGUAAUCAUACGGAGCCAGAAAGGAGACCGGCGGAAACGCUCUCUGCCGCGUUUACCGCCGCGGCAUUAUUAACUGUGAGCUCGUAACGCUAUUAACUGUGAGCAAUUUCCCGCGACGCCGGAAAUACCGGUCCGUCUCAUUCUCGCGUUACAUCCGGGCUUUCUCUCGUUCGCGGCCGGUUGCGCGCGAAAAUAACACUUCUCUUCUCGUUCCAUAUCACAGUUAGCAACAGUGACACUUUUUAUCUCGUGGAUAUGAAUUAGUGAUCCAUAUUACAAAUUUGUUUAUGCCGAAUAGGAUUGAACAUUAUUGUUGCAAUUAUUUAGAAAUGACAAUUAAAAUUGCUCCGAAUUCGAACGAAGUGAUCACUUAUCCGUUUAACGCAAGGUGCGCGAAGUCUGAGAGAAAGUGCGCGUAACGGGAAAUUAGUUUACAUCGAACAUUUGUAAAUGAUCGAGGAACAACGGAUCGAACCCGACGACUGUCGCACCGCGUUAGUACAAAGGUCCUGCGACACGGCGGAGGGGAACAGGUCGGACGACAGAGGCAAGCAGUACGGGGCGCAAAGAACAUUGUCUCCCUACGUAGGACAGAGAAGAGAGGGGACGACACUUUCCCAUUUUUUAUCCAUCUGUAUAUAAUAUCACUUACCUAGGGCUCUAUUAAUAAUAUUAACGACCGCCUAUCCCUCGCGAGGGGGGGAGGCAGCUCCCAUUACUACCGAGAAAAUAUAACAUUCUUAUAAAUACAACCUGGUGUAUUCCAAGAGCGUUUUUCAUUUCCAGUCGGAAGGAUCUGCGACUUCGACUCCGACAUACCGGCAGAUCCUACGUUCCGCGACCGGGACGUCGCCUUCUUCACCUUCGCCAUCACACUCUCCUCAGUUUCAACUCCUUCGUCCCUUUUCCCACCCAGCGAUCUGUCUUUUUGCUGUGCCACGAGAAAUCGAAAUUGAGGUAAGUCCCGACAUAUAUGAAAGUUCACCAGAUCUGAUCGAGGGCCCUAUUCAAUGCGUGAUUCCACAGGGUGGAAGGAUCGCAGGAGGGGUUAAGAGGGGAAAGACGGUAGCCGACGCUCUCUCGCGUGGCGCCGAGCUAAUACGAGAAGGGUGGAAACGCGAUUUCCCUAAUGCCCGCCAGCCCGCGGAGCCGAAUGUUAUUAUGCGCGGUGAAGACUUUAUAAUGGGACGUGGAACUCCUUAAAACUCGCGGAUACGCGCCUUCGAAAACGCCGGGCGGCUCCGUUACGGCGCGGAAGCGAGCCCAUAACUGAAAACUUAUGCCGCUGCGAUUGCGUUAUGAGGUCGUUUCGCUCGAUGGGCUGUGUUUCAUUUUUAGAAUUGCGCGCCGAGUGAUUCGUAAUCGGUUGCGUCACGCCGUUACAUCCGCCGUUCGUGGUGAAAAAACUCGGUCGCUCAGUCUAGUGAAAUACAUUGUAAUUAAUGAUUCGGUCAAAACGGACAACGCAAACAUCACGAAGUCGCUUUGUUUGAUGGAUUCUACUAGUUUCGCGAUUAGAGAGAGAAAGAAAGAGAAUGUAUGUGUUUGUGUGUGUAAUUACAUCGAGCACGUAACGCUAUUGAUUUUUUUCCAGUUAAAAAUCACACUUUCGGGUUAAUAAACUUCACGUUGUAAUAAAUUA